Molecule: messenger RNA, 2490 nt
Organism: Actinia tenebrosa (Australian red waratah sea anemone)
Lineage: Eukaryota; Metazoa; Cnidaria; Anthozoa; Actiniaria; Actiniidae
Molecular function (GO): oxidoreductase activity, acting on paired donors, with incorporation or reduction of molecular oxygen, reduced ascorbate as one donor, and incorporation of one atom of oxygen
Source: RefSeq, a predicted model, not a curated record
GUUGAGUUAUAAUAAAGAAAUGAAGCGAGUGGGAACGUUGUCAAACUAUCACAGGAAGGACUUGCGUCCUUUUAUUUUCCUUCGACAUUGGAAACGCAAACUCCAUUUUGCAAAGUUCCCCGUUCACAUGCUGGGCAACUGGAUUCCUCGGGUUCUUUCACAGUGGUAUUGUUCGGGACCUUUCUGUGGCUUGGAUCAAAUUGCAAUCGAAAACCAAAAGGGGAAUGUUUUAAAUGUGUUUCGUCGGCUAGAUGCCAGGUACACGUGGUUACCCUCCAUAAAGAAACUGAUGACACAAAACAAACGCUUUUUUGUGGUUUAUGUUCCCGACGCAUGCGCAAACCUAUUUUCGGUCGUUGUAAAAGGAGCCCUUGCACUAGUAUACAGCGGACAAGGCGUAUGUUCAACUGUUACUAAGAUCAAGAACGCGCAAAGUAACGGGGCACUUGGGGUCGUUGUCUACUCAAAGCCAGGCAAUUACCUUGAAGAACUGAAUUGCCAUCAAAAUGAAUGCGAAACUGACCUGACUAUUCCCGCCACUAUAAUCCACAACGAGGAUGGGUUUCGCUUGAGAGAGGCUCCAGUAGGAAGCAUUUAUGCUCGACUCCAGACCACUCCAUCGGACAUGUUYACAUUUGGCGUAGAUGACGAGGGUCGAGCUCGAAAGACAAGUUGGUCCUUGUAUCCCAGCAUGCGCUUCUUGGCGUAUCAUGCGCAGUGGUUUAAUUACGUGACAGAUGCCAUGAGGAAUGAGACAGGAGAUGCCAGGCUGAUAUCCAUCUUUAAAGACCAAUUGAUUCAGAGUUCAGAAGGCAUCACAAAGGAUAUUAGUCUACCUGACUAUAGAGAAUUUCUGUUAUACCAAAACGUAGAAGUGGACAUGUCACUUACGUGUCCAAAGACUGGACCCGAUGCAUGUACCCACUGGGAUCACGUGAUCAAACUACUUGUCAGCUGCGAUGCAAGUAUGAAACCUGGGCACGAGUUAGCGAGGUGGAUCAUGGCUUAUGGGAGGCGCAGUAGUUCGUGGAUAACUCCAGUCAGAGCAGUGUUACCGUUACUCAAAGCCAACUCCACAACAACAAACAAAUGUUCUUUCACUGUAAUAACUGAGGCGUCUGUUAUGCCAUGGAUUAUAACUGUGAACAUCAGGAUGUCAGAAAAGAUCAAACCAAAUAGGAACUUCACGACCUGGCGGCAGAUCGAAAAGAACUUGGUUCCUGUUGAAGUCGUUGAUCUUUUCACUGGAUGCUUUUUCGACGAGAACUGCAACAAGAAAUACGCUACACCAAAGUUCUUUAAAGUUCCUAAAAAUAUAGCGCGCGUCAAACUCGUGGCUACAAUAACUGGUCAUGGACGUGAUAACAACAACUGCGCAAGAGCAUGUCUGACGACGCAUCGCUUUGUCAUCAACAACAUCAGGAACUCCACGCAAACGAGAGUCUUAAAAAACACUGGUUCAACACCGGGUUGCGAAAGUGAUUUUUCAGAUCCCAACAAUCAAACUCAUACCCAGAAGAUGUGGCUCCGUGGAAGGCAGCCGUGGUGUGAUGGGCAAGAAGUCGUCCCAUGGGAGGUAGACGUCACAAAUUUUGUCAGGUUUGGAGGAGCCUCGAAUUUGAUUGAGUAUCGUGCUUUGUACAAUGGCACUGAUCCCAGACCGACCCAGGAUCCUGGAACUAUCGUUAUGUCUAGUUAUCUGGUGUAUUACGUCUAUGAAGAUUUCGUCUGAGUAUAUAUGAAUAAUAUUAUCAAAUGCGGUAGACAACGAACAGUGUAAAGCAAGCAGGAAGGUUGCCGCAGUGCUUCGUGGGACUAUGAGUAGAAGGGGAGGUAUAGAAUAAAGGCUAGGCAAUUUACAAGUACAGUCGAAUCUCUAUUAAGCGGCCACCUUGUCAAGUGUCCGCUAAAUAAAGGUUGGUCGCUCAAUAGAGGUUAUGUCAGUUGGGAUAAGUACUUAAAUUGGUCUUCGUAUGACUGGUUACUAAAGCAGAUUUUGUAACUGUUAGGUGGUGCACUUCGGUAAAAAAGGAUACACAUACUUCCCCUCCUACCACGCCCAUGCCCCCCCAUAACCCUAACCUUUUUCAAUAACCAUAUGCUCUCUAUCUAGAUGACCCUGCAUUCUCCUAUCCACUCUGCUAAGUUACCAGUCAUACGAAGACCACAUAUUUGCUUGGUGCUGGUUCACCUCUUAAGGCAAAAGACCGAGAUGGUAGUCUUCACGUACAGCAAAUAAGUAUGCACAUCUUUUAGAGAAAGAAAAAACACUUUUUAAAAAACAUGAUAUUUCGAUGAAUAUGGCUUGCAAGCCAAAUGCAUGACUGAUAACCAGCACAAGAUCAUACCACCAAUACUGAAGAGUGCUUAUAAUAAGAUAUUUACAUGAAAGACAUUUAAGUUAUAAUCUACGCUCAUUGUGCAUGGGAGCUUAGUGUCGGGGAAUUUUAAAAAGAAAAUAUACUGUCAUUAAAACCAAGCUUGCCUUUG